Peronospora belbahrii is the source of this 891-nucleotide messenger RNA. The record is from the annotation of a GenBank genome assembly. NCBI's taxonomy places the organism in Eukaryota, Oomycota, Peronosporomycetes, Peronosporales, Peronosporaceae.
AUGGUUGCUUCAGACUGGCUCAAUAAGUACUUUAUUAUCUGUAGUAAUAUUCUUGGGUCAUGUUAUGGUACAACAGGUCCAGUAUCAAUUAAUCCAUCAAGUGGCACAAAGUAUGGUCCAGAUUUUCCAGCAAUAACGUUACGUGAUGCUGUAACAUUGCAACGUUAUUUAUUAGAGGAAGAAUUUCACGUGCAUCAGGUUCAGACUGUUAUUGGUGGUUCGUUAGGUGGAAUGCAAGCACUGGAAUGGGCAUUUCAAAGUCAGGAGACCAAUUAUAUCAAGAGUUUUGUCACUAUUGCAUGCAAUGCACAACAUUCUGCAUGGCAAAUUGCUAUGAGUGAAUUACAACGUCAAGCAAUCUAUAUGGAUCCAAAGUUUUGUAAUGGUCACUACUACACGUCGUCAGCUUUACCUGAUACGGGGCUUGCAUUGGCUCGUCAAAUUGCUAUGAUAAGUUAUCGUACUCAUGCUGCAUAUGCAGAGAAAUUUGGACGACGUGAAGAAGAGUAUGCUGCUGACAAGAAUACGCGACUGUCCAAGCAUGGACGCUAUGUGGUACAAUCAUAUCUCAAUUAUCAAGGAGAUAAGUUUUUGUCACGUUUUGAUGCCAACUCGUACUUGACGUUGUUGCAUAUGAUGGACACACAUGACGUUGGACGUGGUCGUGGUGGUGUGAAUAAGGCACUGAGCUCGCUAUCCCAGCCUGCACUGGUGAUUGGCUUUGAUUCGGAUAUUCUUUACCCCCUGUGUGAGCAACAACAGCUUGCUGACGGAUUACCAAACGCCCAGUUUGCGACGCUGUCGUCGGUUCACGGCCACGACGGGGUUUUGCUCGCUCAAGAGGAGAUUAGCGAGCUUACAAAGCGGUUUCUUGCUGAAUACGUGGAGUAA